CCCACACCCACACCCACCCAACGUUUACUCGUUCAGGAAUUCAUUUUCUUUUAGAAGAUUCAGUACGUUUAGAAAAUUGUCUUCGUUCAUUAGCAUUGGAAAAAUGUCCCAAUCUAAGAAACUUCCUCUGUUUACUUCAUAUUGAUAUCAGUCGACCGAAAUUCGAUUUCAAACCACCAUCACGAACACUAACAUCUAGAGGCAAACCGAUUCGAAAAUUAAACUUCGAUCUUGAUGAACGUGCAGUUUCUGUGCCUCUAGCAACGCCUAAAGAAACAGCAACUACUCAACUUAUUGAAAUGUAUAAAUCAAACGAUCAAAAGGUCUUGUCGAUUAUGCCUGAAGGUAAAUUGGACCAUCGUUCACCACUUAAAGCAAGAACAAAACCGACACAGUGGACGUAUCCAUUAUUAAUUGAAACACCGGUGAUUGCACAAAUGAUCGAUUUGAUGGUUGAAGGAUUUCGUGCCAAUUGGGAACAAAUGAUCAAUCAAAAUAAAUCAUUGGAACAACGUGAAAUUCAUUGGUGCAUAUUGAUUGAUAAUUCGGGUUCAAUGAGUAUUCAUCGCAAUGCUAUCUACGAAAGUUUAGUUGUACUUAUGGAAUUCUUACGUAAACUCGAAAGUAAAUUUGCUGUGGCGCGUUUUGGCGGACGAACCAAUCAAAAAAUAUUGAAAAAUAUGGAUGAUUUAUUCACCAAUCAAGAUGGUCAAUAUGUUCUCGAAGCAUUGACAUUUGAUGAAGGUACUUAUCCAGCAACUGGACUUGCACGCGUUGCUGAUCUGGUCUUUCCUCGAGACAAAUUACGAUCAUCUUCUGAUAUUAUUGUUCAUCAAUGCGUUGUUAUGAUCACAGAUGGUCUAACUCAAGAACGUGAAGAUACGACCUAUACAGGGACAACCGACAAAUAUGGUCUUGAUCUUGGUAUUUUGUUUAUCGAAACGGGCGAAGCAGAAACAAGCGAAGUGCUGCUUGAAUAUUUAAAAAAUGUGACAAAUGUUAAAAUAAAAUCGGAUAAAAUGCAUGACUUACCUCAUCUUAUGCCACAACUAUUGCAUCAAAUGACGAAAAAAUGUUUGGAAAAAGCAAUAAAAAAAAAACAAGAAUUCAUUCCACUGUCAACCAUCCAAGUGGUAGUGCCAAGCUAUGAUGGAACAAUUCCGGUACCUAGUAAAUUAGAGAUCGAGAAAUUCAAAUAUUCAAGUUUUAAUCCAAGCUCGUACGUGAUCAGUAGUCCAACGGCAAUUAUCCCUAAUUUAGCUCUGGUUCAGGCAUCUUUACCAAACUAUUUAUCGAGUACUACUGAGUUUACUAAUUGCGCCUCAUCGGCUAUUAGUGAACUGCGUAAGUACUAUCAAACACUCAAUACAGAAACAGCGAUAAUCGAGACCGAAAAGGCUUGGCUUAACGAAGAACAUCGAUUUUCUGCGUUGAUUGAUGAUGUUUCGACAGUACUCGGUGAUGUGGUCUUUCCAUUCAAUAAAUUUACUCGCCGUCGAGCAGCACUACAUGGCUCAUCAUUAUAUAUGCCCGGCGUUAUUAAAGCCAUGACUAGCGAAUGGAAUUAUAAGAAAAUCUUCGGUGUCAAACUUGCUGGUGGUAAACGUGAUCAUACCGUAUGUCUUGUCAUUGAUGUUUCGACAUCCAUGUUCGGUACACUUGCAAUGGGUACUCUUGAAGGACUUGUCGUUUUAAUUGCUGCCUUACAAAAAAUCGCCAUCGAUAAUUUUUCAAUCGUGAUUUUUGGUCGAAAUGUUCGUUUAAUUAAAACCAAUGAACAACGAUGGGAUGCAUUAAGUAUCUAUACUUUAAUGCAGCAGUUACGUUUUGAUCUCGAUGAAGGAACAAGAGAUGCCGAUGGAAUUGAAGUGGCUAUUGAUUUACUUGGACAAUAUUCGACACGAGGUGAAAAGAAAAUUUUUAUCGUCACUGAUGGUUACACUAGCUGUGGAACUCAUCUGGCGAAAGUCCAACGACGUGCCGACGAAAAUAGUAUCGAUGUCGUGGCGAUGGCUAUUGGACUUGAUCAAACGAAUUUGAAAAAUGUUUAUAAACGUUAUUUUCAAUGUGCUACUGUUUAUGGUUUACCAAAAGCUUUCCGAGCGCUGUUCGAAAACGAAACUCAACUAACAUCAUCGGAUUGGUCACAAAAACGAAUUCUCGACGAAGUUGAAGCAAGUCGAAAACAAUUGCAACAUCUGUUUCACGCUGUCGAAUCAGAAAAGAUUUUUGAAUCGAUGAUUACUGAAUUGGCGGAUCAUCGUGAUAUGAAAUUACUGACUAAUGCUGCAGUAUCUGUCGAUCUCUCCGUAGAUAUUUGUUUCUGUCUCGAUUGUACAGGCAGUAUGUCCCGAUGGAUUGCUGCUAUGAAAGCUCAGAUGCAUGAAAUUAUUACAGGUAUUCGAAAGCAAAUCGACAAGAAAUAUCCGCAACUUAAACUGAAAGUCAAAUUACGUUUUGCCAUUGUUGGCUAUCGAGAUGUGCGAGAUAAUCCUCGAUUUUUCAAUUGUGAUUUCAAGGAUCAAACCAACGAAGUGAUCCAAUUUCUUGAGACAUUAACAGCAAGUGGUGGCGAUGAUCUGCCUGAAGAUGUACUUGGUGCUCUUCAUACAUGUUUAAAAUUACCAGGCUGGAAAGCAAAACAUGCACGUUUUAUCAUUGUUAUUACGGACGCGCCAGGGCAUGGAGAAUUAAAUGACAAACUCAAAGAUGAUUAUCCGCAGGGAGUCGGUGUACAUACGUUGAACGAAAUCUGUGAACGUCUUCUAAUGAAAGACCACGAGACUGAACUUUUAUUCUACUGUAUGAACGAACGAACAACGAAAAAAAUGACGAAUGCUUUUCAAAACUAUUAUGCUAAGCAGAGGGAUAAAACAGAUAAAAGAUGUGUUGUGAUCUAUCCAUUCAAAGAUAAUGAACCAGCUACACAAUCGUUUCAUUUUGUGUUUGUACUCGAUGGAUCGGUUUCCAUGGCUCAUCAUUGGACAGCUUUACUACAAGCAUAUGCGGGCUUCAUACAAGUUCGAAAGAGAAAUCAAGGUGAAGGAGAUAUUUUUAGUGUGGUGCAAUUUAGUGAUGAAGGGCGUAUUGAAUACGAACAAAAAGAUGCGAGAAAUGCUCGUACUAGUAUCGAGCAAUGGCGCCAUUCAACAAAUUAUUGUGCUGGUUUAGCAAAAGCAGAAGAAGUGAUCGAACGUGAUUCGAGCAAUUCACCAAUAAUUAUGAUCUUCAUGUCGGAUGGAAAAGAUCGAUCAGAAGGAAAUCCUACAAAACUCGUCAGAGAUCUUCGAAAUAAAUAUGCGGCAAAACACAAUUUCAUUUGUCAUACUGUUGCUUUUGGUGCGGCGAUUGCUGGUGAUCAGAACAGUUUGGCAUUGCUAAAAAAUAUGGCGACAGCUGGAGCGGGUGAUGCUCAUAUGGCCUUGGACGACAAGAGUCUCAAACUGAAAUUUGUGGAGAUUGCAACGAAUAAUAAAACAACAGCUGAAUUGGUCGAAAGUUUUUCGAAAACUCUUUCUAGGGAGAUCAGCAAUCAAAUUGUAGCUGACUUUCUUUGA
This is a messenger RNA of Rotaria sordida, 3557 nucleotides long. Lineage: Eukaryota; Metazoa; Rotifera; Eurotatoria; Philodinida; Philodinidae. The record is from the annotation of a GenBank genome assembly.